Molecule: messenger RNA, 3020 nt
Organism: Carassius auratus (goldfish)
Lineage: Eukaryota; Metazoa; Chordata; Actinopteri; Cypriniformes; Cyprinidae
Product: myoD family inhibitor domain-containing protein-like
Exons: 5
Coding region: 459-1229 (256 amino acids)
Source: RefSeq, a predicted model, not a curated record
AAGUCAACGCGACGUCCUCCUUCAGCUCGCUUGGUAAACAUGCCUGCAAGUGUGAAAGACAGACGUCAUUUAACAAACAGGCUCAGUUCUGGAACAGCUGAAUGCAGCUGGUUGUGAUCAUCGGAAUCCGGAUGUGAUGAAAAUGUUUCAGCUCAAAGUUUCUCCAGGAGCAGCUGCAGCGGCUCGAGCGCGCGCGCGCGGGAGUCUCGAGCACAAACUCGUUACUCAGCGUCUGCUUGACAGGGAUUUUUGCACUAUUUUGGGGAGCAAUCCGAUAGUUUUUACAGAGUUUUGAUCCUAAACGGGCUAUUAAGGAAACUUUUUAACGGGACAUCGUUUUGCCUUAAGAAAAGAUGGGAAUAAAGGCGUUUGGGAGUUAACAUGUUUGAAAGGUUUUAAGGCUGAUUGCUUUGGAGGAUUGUUGUUUUGGGUGUGUUUAGUAUCUAAAUAUCCGGCUCAUGUCCUCGGAGACUAUUUUACCUCCGGAGGGGCCUGAAGGGCCAAAGAAGCAGCUACAAGAGGAGACGAACCCACUUCUGUCCAAAUCAACAGAUAAAUGCAACACCUGCACUGAUGAAUCCUCAGAUGCUACAGAAACAUCCCAAACUCCGAUGCCAGGAGAUGCCUCUUCAGACGGGCAAGAUCACAUGACCGAGAACCACACCCAUGAUGAUCUUGUUAGAACUCAACCUCAGCCUCUGCCCCGGCUAGCGACAUCCCAGCAGCAUGGCAUCGACGGAGAGGCUGGCAGGCAGCAGAACGGCCUGCACACGGUGCUAAGUAACGGCCACGGCACACCCUGCGGAGUCACGCAGACACCCUCCACCAACCCCACCUCCGAGUCCAGGAAGCACCGGUCGCCCGUCUCACACCGCAUGCAGAGAAAGCUUCGCUCUAGCCUGUCGGUCAACAGCGACAACAGCAGAAGGAGCAAAAGCAGCUCGACUGGUUCCAAUAAACCCGGCUCAACUCCAGAGGACUGCUGUGUCCACUGCAUCCUGGCCUGCCUGUUUUGUGAAUUUCUCACUCUGUGCAAUAUGGUGGUGGCUCAGGCAUCGUGUGGCACCUGCACGUCAGAAGCCUGUUGCUGCUGCUGCUGCGCAGACGACCUGGGAGAUGACUGCAACUGCCCCUGUGACAUGGACUGUGGCAUUAUGGAUGCGUGCUGUGAGUCCUCGGACUGCCUGGAGAUCUGCAUGGAGUGCUGCGGAAUCUGUUUUCCAACAUAAACGCCCUGAUGCAUGCAGGCCACAGCCAGGACAGAUGUUGAGAGAGAGAGCGAGACUGUGUGUCUUUGUAUGUGUGAAUGAGAGCUAUGGCGUGUUCUUUUCACACUUGUGAAAAAUCUGUUCCUGAGCUCAGGAUGACCAAAAAGGUCAUAAGAAAGGACUAAAAUACAUUACUAACUUCACAUAUCCUCAUAAACGAAAAGUGCAUAGACCUAGAUAUUCAGCGCUUUAUAUUCAAUACUUUCAUGUAUCAGAGCUUGUUCUAUUUACUGUUUUUACAUCUCUUUGCAGAGGUUUUUAUCAUUUGUUUUUAAAGACACUUCACACUUUAUAAUUGUAAAAACUUGCAGAUGUUGAAAUUAAAAGAGUAGACGUCACAACUUGAGGUCGCUCUGCACAUCACUGUAAUUUGAGUGGAAACGCAGCGCUUUCACAGUCAGAGGUCAAGCCUUUGUGGGUGUUAAGUGGGAUUCUUAUUUUGAACUGUUUCUGAAAAACAGAGGGUUGUUUAAGCGAUAGCCAAUUUUGUAAGUCUUUAUUUAAACUGUCUACUGUAGCUCAUUUAAUUAAAGUAGCAUUAGGGGUUAACUUUCUGCCGCUUUAAAGAAACACACAUGAACUGGAUACAGAGAAUAGUGUAGAAUGCAGAUGCCAAAAUCCACUUUAUGCAAGCUUUUUUGGUAACUCUACUUGACUUUUUGUUUAUUUUAUUAAGCCUCUGCUAAAGACACACUAUAAAUGUACCUUUUUGCUUUAGUAUUUAGGUGAAUACUGAAUACACUAUUGCAAAGUGUUAUUUUUCUUUGACUGUUAAAUCAUGCAUGUAGUUCAGAUUGCAUUGCCUGAGGCCUUCUUGUGAAUUGUACAAAGCUGACAUUUGUCAGCAUUAUGUAAGCUAAUGUUAGCAUCAUAACCUUAACACAGUUGAUUUUUUGUUCAUCGUGCGUAAUGCCUUCGGUACGCUGUGCGUUUUUUUUUUUCUGUUUCAUCUCGUCAAAACUGCUUACGACAUACUUGCCAAACUGUACUUCAGAACACAGUGUGACUGAACUGACCUGAAACAUUCAUCUGAACCCGGUUCAAAACAAACAACUUUACCUCUACAGACUUUACCUCUCCAGAAUCAGACUAGUUCUUGUGUGUCUUUUGACGAGACCCACUUUUAAACCUAACUGACAAAGACUGGCUCGUUUACACUGAGAAUAUGCAAAAGUAUAGAUGACUAUAAAGUUUGUUGUUACUGUAAAGGCUUUUCAAAGUAUUGAAAUGUAUUUUAAUAGUAAGCAAACUAAAACUUUUUUUUUUUUUUUUUUAUUAAUUUUAAUGAAUUUCUUAUUUUCUUAUAUAUACAAGAGCCUGAAAAAUGCACAAAAAUAUAUUAAUACAAAAUAUAUACAUUGAUGUGAAUAAAUUGAUGUAAAAUCACACUUCUAAGAGCAAAACAACUAUUUAAUUAAAAUAGGCAGUUAUUUAAAUGUAAUUGCAACAAACAUGUGUCUUAUAAUGCUCGUCUGUAGCCAAUUGUAAUUUAAGAUGACCAGACAAAAAUGUAAUGGUCUAUUAAAAAACAACAACCAUGCUUUCCACAUUUAAAUAUGCAGGUGAUUAUGAAAUUUUAUUUAAUUUUUUAAUAGAAUGUGAAUAUAUAUCUGUAUUCAGCCCAUUUCAAUGUUUCUGUCUUUCCUCUUUGACCUCGAUUCACUUUUUAAAUGUUUUCAGUAUGUACCAAGCGUUGUUUUGUAAAUGGACCGUCAACAUUACAAUUUUCUAAAAAUAAAAUGUUAAACUGGA